Molecule: messenger RNA, 1416 nt
Organism: Sphaeramia orbicularis (orbiculate cardinalfish)
Lineage: Eukaryota; Metazoa; Chordata; Actinopteri; Kurtiformes; Apogonidae
Gene: kcnk15
Product: potassium channel, subfamily K, member 15
Exons: 2
Coding region: 133-1416 (427 amino acids)
Biological process (GO): potassium ion transmembrane transport; stabilization of membrane potential
Cellular component (GO): plasma membrane
Molecular function (GO): outward rectifier potassium channel activity; potassium ion leak channel activity
Source: RefSeq, a predicted model, not a curated record
UCGCACGCAUCCUCCGUCUUAUUCUACUACGUUUCAACGCAACAGGCUGCAACAACCAAUGUGGUUCUAUGCUGAAGACCAGUACCACCUGUAACUGCGCCUCAGCUCCCGAGUUUCCAGCCGACGCCGAGGAUGAAGAAGCAAAACGUCCGGACCUUGUCGCUCAUUCUUUGCAUGUUUUCUUACUUACUGGUCGGCGCGGCGGUGUUUGACGCGCUGGAGUCCGAGUCGGAAAGCUCUCGGAGACGCAUCUUGGAACAGAAGCGCAACGAGAUGAAGAAGAAGUACCGCUUUUCUGAGGACGACUACCAUGAAAUCGAGCGAGUGGUGCUGCAAGCUGAGCCCCAUCGCGCUGGGAGACAGUGGAAAUUUGCUGGUUCUUUUUACUUUGCAAUAACAGUCAUCACCACCAUUGGUUACGGACACGCAGCACCAGGCACAGAUGCAGGAAAGGUGUUCUGCAUGUUCUACGCUGUUCUCGGCAUUCCACUCACUUUGGUCAUGUUCCAGAGCCUGGGAGAGAGGAUGAACACAUUUGUCCGCUAUCUCCUCCAUAAGAUGAAGCAGUGCCUUGGCUUCCGACGCACUGAGGUAUCGAUGGAGAACAUGGUCCUGGUGGGUUUCCUGUCCUGCAUUGGAACACUGUGUGUGGGGGCUGCAGCCUUCUCCCACUUUGAAGGAUGGAGCUUCUUCCAUGCCUACUACUACUGCUUCAUCACUCUCACCACCAUUGGCUUUGGGGACUUUGUAGCCCUGCAGAAAAAGGAAGACCUCCAAGAGAAAACGCCCUAUGUGGCUUUCAGCUUCAUGUACAUACUUGUUGGGUUAACGGUUAUCGGGGCCUUCCUGAACCUGGUGGUGCUUCGUUUCCUCACAAUGAACACUGAGGAUGAGAGGAGGGAUGCUCAGGAGAGGGCUUCACUGAAGAGAGACAGAGGCCUUUUGGAUGGAGGGCUGCACCUCCAUGUUGUAGGGGAACAAAACAGAGACCGCCACAGGGAGAGGAAUGCAGCUCACAGUCGUAGCCACAGUACCCUUUUCCUCCCAAUGGGGGAAGGAACCAGCCGCACCAACCUCAUUUCUUCCCCUGUGGAUGAUCAGGAAAGGCAAAGAAGCCCCUGUAGGCAAAAGCUGCAUUUCCAGAUUAAAGCAGGCAGACAUAGGCCGGAGUCCAGCCUCAGUUCCCUCUGCUCCUUUGUUUGUUAUCGCCUGGGAAUCUGUGAUAGCUUUCUGAAGUCCCACAGCGAACACCCCGACUGCCAUAUUAAUUCUGUUUACUACAACUCUGUAUCCUAUAAGAUUCAGGGCUGUUCGCCAAGUUCCAGAGACAACACUGGUCUCUCCUCCCCGGGAAGCACCCUCUCACCUGGGCACAGCUUUCGGGAGUUCCCUCGUUCUAGGAGAAAGUCAGUGUGA